GAACUAGCGCUAUCAGUUCGAGAGAGAUACCCGUCCGUCUGCCUACUCCACCGGAGAAAGAGGAAGAUACCUUUGCCGAAUCAUCGAGGAGCAAGCGUCACCCAUCUUCAACCAUUGGUGAUAGCCUAAGUUUGACACCCAGCAUGCUCGAAGAAGAUAGUCGCGACGGCUCCAUAAAAAUGGAGUUUGACUUUGAUGCCAUCAAUGAGGAGGACAGUCCGUUCCCAGAAGUUCGUGCAUCCGUAUCAAAUAUCGAUGAUCCUGACAUGCCUGCUAUGACCAUACGCAUGUGGAUUGUUGGGCUUCUUCUUUCUAUGGUCGGCGGUGCCUUGAACGUUUUCUUCAAUUUCCGGCAACCUGCCCCUUCCGUAUCUCCCAUGGCCCUUCUCCUCCUAUCAUACCCUGUCGGCAAGUUUUUGGCUUUUGUUUUGCCGAUCACUACCUAUCGUCUUCCACGAUUCCUCGGUUCUGUCGAGUUUUCUCUCAAUCCAGGGCCUUGGAAUAUCAAGGAACACGUACUUGUCUUUAUCAUGGCGAACGUCGCGAUAGGUCCUGCAUAUGCGCUAAAUGCUAUCGUCGUUGCUCAAAUAAACUAUGGCAUUUAUUACAAUUACUGGUUCAGUGUUCUCCUGGUCCUUGCUACGCAACUUACCGGAUUUGGCCUGGCGGGGAUGUGUAGACGAUUCUUGGUGUGGCCAGCUAGUAUGGUUUGGCCCCAAAAUCUGGUCGCCUGUACCUUGCUGAACACCUUGCACGCUGAAGAGGAUGAAGAUUCUGGUGGCAUAACGAGGUAUCGUUUCUUCUUGAUUGUCCUUGGUGGAGCAUUCUUUUUCUUCUUCAUUCCUGGCUACCUCUUCCAAGCAUUAUCAGUAUUCUCCUUCAUCUGCUGGAUUGUCCCAGAGAACGUUCCUGUUAACCAGCUAUUUGGAGUUGAAACUGGGCUGGGUAUGAGCGUAUUGACUUUCGACUGGACCCAAAUUUCGUGGAUUGGCAGCCCUUUGAUGUUUCCGUGGUGGGCUGAAGCUCACAUUUUUGUGGGUUUUGUGAUGUUCUUCUGGAUAUUGACACCCAUAUUGUACUACACCAAUACAUGGCAACUGGCGUAUUUCCCCAUUUCUGAUGACAGCCCAUAUGAUCGCUUCGGGAAGCUCUAUGAUGUCUCACGUGUGCUCACUCCUCAGGGUCUUUUCAACCAGACGGCAUACGACGAGUACUCCCCUCUUUACCUACCUGCUACCUACGCUGUCACAUACCUUCUAGCUUUCGCGUUGUCCACCUGUGUCAUUGUGCAUACUAUAUUGUAUCACGGCCGCAGUCUUCUCAACGGCGUCAAGAGGAUUAGAGUUGAACCAGAUGAUAUUCAUGCUAAGCUCAUGAGGAAUUAUCCAGAAGUCCCAGAUUGGUGGUAUUUACUGUCAUUCAUAAUUUUCUUCCUGGUGAUGGUGUUAGCUGUGGAGGUGUGGCAUACAUCGGUGCCGGUUUGGGCACUUGUGCUCUCUAUCUUAUUACCAGUUCUAUAUGUCUUGCCUUCCGGGUUUAUAUAUGCGAUGACGGGACAAGGGAUCACGUUGAACAUAUUAGCCCAAAUCAUCCCUGGCACACUUUUAGCAGGCAACCCGAUAGCAAAUAUGCUCUUCAAGGCGUACUCUGUGCAAACGUUGACUGAAGCUACGUCCUUCGUUCAAGACUUGAAGCUAGGUCACUAUGUCAAAGUUCCCCCACGAGCUACCUUCUGGGUGCAGUCCAUUGGGACUCUUAUGGCAUCAUUUGUUCAAGUUGGCGUAAAGCAAUGGAUUUUCCAUAACGUAAAAGAUAUUUGUGCACCCGACCAAGCUGGCUCCAUGACGUGCCCUCACAACCAAGUUUACUUCACUGCAUCGGCCAUUUGGGGACUUAUCGGACCAACUCGACAAUUCGGUGCUGGAGCACUCUAUCAUGCUGAAUUAUACGCCAUCAUCGUUGGUGUGGUCCUACCGAUACCCUUUUGGCUUUGGCAGCGCCGGUAUCCAAAUUCAUGGAUUAAGUUCGUGAGCACUCCAGUGGUGCUGAAUGGCGUGUCGUAUAUCCCACCUGCCACGGGCAUCAACUAUUCAGCAUGGUUCGCUGUUGGCUUUGUAUUCCAGUAUCUGAUCAGGAAGAGGAACUUUGCGUGGUGGAGCAAGUUCAAUUAUGUGACAAGUGCUGCUUUGGACAGUGGCACGGUGUUGUCUCUUAUUGUGAUAUUUUUCACUCUCCAAUUUCCAAAAGGUGGCAUUGAUCUCAACUGGUGGGGAAAUUCGGUUUACCUGGAGACUGCGGAUUACAAACGCAUGGCGCUAAAGCCCAUCCCUUCGGGUGGUCUCCCUUUACAAUAAUGUACUUAACAAGCUGCACAAAUAUCAUAACAUUUCGGGGGUAUAAGGAAUCAUCGCAUUAUUAUUUUGAUAUGUGAAGGCGAUGUCUGGUCAUUUUUUUAUGCGCUCCUAUUCCAUCCUAGUUCCCCCUUCUUCGUGAUCUCACGACCCAAAUUUUAGAGUAGGAACCCGUAUACAUAUAUCUAUGCAAAUCUUCGUUUCUAACGUUUGCAUUAGUAGUUGGCCGUGAUGCGUACAUACCAAAAAUGCAAUGUAUUGAAGUAACUAUAGGACGAAUGAUGGAUGAUCGUGAAU
Serpula lacrymans var. lacrymans S7.9 is the source of this 2648-nucleotide messenger RNA. RefSeq lists its product as uncharacterized. The coding region runs from base 144 to 2354 and encodes 736 amino acids. The transcript is spliced from 13 exons. The record is from RefSeq and is a predicted model, not a curated record. Gene Ontology annotation, molecular function: oligopeptide transmembrane transporter activity. NCBI's taxonomy places the organism in Eukaryota, Fungi, Basidiomycota, Agaricomycetes, Boletales, Serpulaceae. Gene Ontology annotation, biological process: transmembrane transport.